AUAUUUGCAUAAAGUGGAGCAGGGCGCCUCCCUCAGUAGUUUGGGCUUUCUCUCAAUGGACGGACUCCUCUAACAGGACUUUCCUCUCCAGUUUGCCAGACAGGAGGAAGUUAAACUGGGGCGGUUCACCUCUCAGCCACCGCUGAAAAACCCUCACAGGAAAACAACCCGAGGAACCUGCGUGGUUUUAUCCCGCUUAUUCGCUUUGAGAAACUUCCAACUCUCUGUUGUUGUAGGCCUAUUUGUUUUUCUGUCGGUGUUGUGGGGGGGUCUGAGCUGAUCCGCUCCGCCGAUUCAUCAAGAUGUCUGUCCAGACGAGCAAGAAGACGACGACCUACCGGACCAUGAAAGUGACCUCUCCGGAGCCGGUGACCAGCACGGUGAUCUCGGCCAGGUCAGUGUCCCCGCUGCCGUACGCCCUGAACGGCUCCUAUGAGACUGUGCGAUACCUGGUUCCAAUGCAGCAGGAAAUGCAGCAGCAGUACAUCCCGGUGCAGCAGGCAAUGCAGCAGCAGCAGUACAUCCCGGUGCAGCAGGGAAUGCAGCAGCAGUACGUCCUUAUGCAGCAGCCUGUGAUCCAGCAGCCUGUGAUGCAGCAGGUGGUGUCCCCGAUGUACCUGCAGAGACUGUCACACCUGAGCGUCAGCAGCCAGGAGUCCGACCUGCUGUACCAGCAGCAGAGCACGGUGGAGAGCAUCAGCGGGCAGUCUUCAUCAGUUUUCAGCCAGUCGUCCAGUCCUCUCAAGAGCCCUGAGCCAAGUGCUGAGGAGGAGGAGGAAGAGGAGGUGGAGGAGGAAGAGGAGGAGGAGGAAGAAGAGGAGGAGGAAGAAGAGGAGGAGGCUGCGGCAGUGGAGGUGGAAGAGGUGGAGAUUGUCAACAUCAUACAGCAGAAGCAGACGCCGGUGAUAGAGAAGAUCUCCAGGACGGAGGUGAAGAUCGAGCAGAGGGAUGUGCCCCAGCCAACGAAGUUGGACACACGUUACUUCGGCGAGCUGCUGGCCGAGGUCUACAGGAAGAACUGUGACAUCCACUCCUGCAUCUCCGAGCAUGUGUCCAAGAUCCGUGGACAGAAACACCAGCUGGACCCCAGCAAUGACUACAAGGUGGAGAGAGAGGAGGUGGAGGCUUUGCUUCCCAAAGGAGCCACUGAACUGACCAAACAACAAAUCCGCUACCUACUGCAGACUCGUCUCACUGCAGAUAAGAGCAUGCGUCUGCUGCUGUCCACCUUCAGCAGUCUGAGAGAGGAGCUCCUCCACAUGUCUGAGGACCUGCGGCGUCUGGAGAGCGAGAAGGAGACUUUGGAGAGAGAUCUGAGUUUCAAAGCUGACCAGGCUCGGCAGUAUGACUGCCUCCUAGAGGCCGUCCGAGAAAACAACAGGCAGCUCCAGCUGUCUCUGAAGGAAACCAGCACCGCCCAGCGCUCCCUGGAGAGCCAGCUCAUGAGCAGCCGAAACGCAGACUCAAGCCGCGAAUUCAAGAUCAAAGAGAUGGAGGGAAGGAUGAGAGCGCUGGAGAAGGAGAACGAGAUGCUCCGACAGAAGCUGGCAGGCCAAGGCAGCAGCUCCACCUUGCAUAUCCAGACAGAGGAGUUGUCACGUCAGUACAAGGAGCAGCUCAGCACCAUGAGAGAGGAAAAAGACCAGGAGAUACAGAGGCUGCGGUCGCAGAUAACGAGGAUCCAGACGGAGGUCAGCACCAACAAGUCAUCCUCAGAUAAGAGUCUCCAGCUGAAAAUCUCCGAGCUGCUCGCCACGUUGGAGCAGCGGCAGACCACCAUCACCCGACAGGAGGAGGAAAUCAAGAAGCUGAUGCAGGAGAGGAACGACAGCUCUAAGAAUGUCACCAAGACCAUCAUCACCAAGAGGUACAGGAACCAGUACCCUAUCCUUGGUCUGCUGAGCGACGACUACCAGAUCACCUCUCCCAUCAAAGAAGCCAAGACCAUCGUCAUCGAGAGAACUGGAGAGAUGAUCAAACAGGAAAUCAUUACAACCCCUUAAAAGACACACUGCUUCUCUCCGACAGGAAUAAUUGAACGACAAGAAGACCCAGAUGCCCCCCUUGCAUGCUUCCCCCCCCCUCAUCCUGGGGCUCCCAGGGUUGGUGGUGGUUGAAAUCCCCCCCUAAAUUUGGGAUCACUGGUUAAAAUCUUUGGUUUGACCAAAUUGGGCUUGUUUGCGGUUUUAUUUGGGCUUUUUAUGACAAGGGGACAAAUAAUCCAGUAAUCAAAGACCAAAUCUUUUCAGAUAUGCUACAGCCAUUUGGUUUUGCAAUGGAUUAAGGUGGCACUAAUGAAGCAAUCAUGACAACUGGGAACUGGGCGAGAUUUGAGCUGAACAGAGGACAAUUUUGUUUAAAGAUCUGAGCUGAGAUGACGUACUAUUUGGCAAGAACAGACACUUCCUAUCCUUCCUCACCUUCAUAACUGCAUUCUGCUCGAUGAAGUGAAGGUUUAAGGUUGAAAACAUCUGCCUGUGUCCCAAACUGGCUGCUGAUUGGCUGCUCUCCAUACUGCCUGCAGCUGUUGAAACUAAAUGUCAUGUACAUUAACACUGAAACAUGGCAUACAAUAUUUUGAUGAAGAAUGCGUGUAGAUUAUUUUGACCAGGUAAAUGAAUUAUUAGCACUCUGCAGUAGAGUUGGGAAAUCACGAUACAUUGCUCACAACUGAAUCGCUAAACAUGUGAUUUUGUCAUAUACUGCAAGACAGUCAUCUGUGAUACAUUAAAGUAGGUAACUGAAGUGAAAAACAUCCCUAAAAUGGUAGACUAUAUGUGAAAAAUCGUAUUUGUUGCCUGCAUGAUGAGCAAAAGGCCAAACUGCCAGAAAUGUACAGUUCAGAGUUAAACCUGGAGUAAAAGAAGAUUAUCACAGGAGAUUGUAUUGUGAUAUAUUGCUGUAUCGGUUAUUUGUCCCAUCCCUACUGUGCAGGUGAACUUAUAAAUGAGUGAGGCUCCACAUGAAUGUUGUCUUCCCUGGAAUCAAAAAGAGAGAAUCCCCAAAAUGCUUGGAUGAAAGAUAGCUGCCGAACAAAGUGAAAUUGAUGGGGUGUCCCAAAUCCAUACUAAUUCUUAGCAGGUUUUGAUUGUGUAUCCAUGUUCCACACACAUACUAGAAAAGUGAUAAUGAAAUAUUCUCAAACCAGACGGCAAGAAUACUAAAUACAUCGAUUUUUGAGAGUGCUGUCGAUGGAUACUAUUCUCCCACAAGCCUCAACAAAGGAAAUGCAGGAGCUGCUCACAAGUGGAAAACAUUUAAAUGAACGUGGAUGAUGGUGAGACAGCUCCAGAAAGAUCUUGACAAACAAAAAAGUUAAUUCUUAAAAAUUUGCAACAAUUUGCUUUCUCAUUGUGAAGUUUAAUUGGCCGUCGUCACACGUAUUGAAUCAUUUCCUGUUUCCUGUUAAUAAUGGUAAAGCGUGUUGAGUUUUUUUUGUAUACUAAUUGCUAAAACAGUAUACUAUGACCAUUAGUAUGUAGUACAUACUGUACUUGUAUGGAUUUGGGACACACCAUGAGUUUCAGUUUAUGUGAAACAAGGGGAGUAAACAGCCGCCCUAGUUCCCUCAGUGUUCCUCCCUCUCAUCAUGAAAGUGUCAAAAAGUUCACCACAAGAUGUUGUCACAUGGGGUAGAUGCUGUACCUGCCCACAAAUAAAUGUAUCAAUACUAAUACUAGUUCCAAUUCAGAGUUUUGGUACUAAUACCAAAACUAUACUUCUCUCAAUAUCUUACUUCACUCCAUUUGACAAAAGAAGCCAGAAUUCUCAAAUGUUAAACAGUGUCUAAUUACAAGCUGCUGUACAAGGACUUAAUUUAAAAAUCGACAAAAUUAUUAUUGAUCCCUUGCUGAGGGCUCACAGCUUGUACAUCACAAAUUUCCUCACGAGAGGGCUCACUGAAGGUAAGACAAUGUGGAACCAAAUGCUGCCAAAGUUAUGAAAAGUGUGUCUCGACCUCCAGUUGUCACUAAUACACGUUUAGACAAGCCUGGUGCCAUCAAGCAUGUAGCAUGAGAUCCUCCUCAAAGCCACCACAGCCAUGCUAGCCCAGGGGACGAGGAAGUGGAUGUGUUAGUAUGAUUGCUAUUCUGCAACAUUUGAAAAACAUUCUGAUUGGGUAGUUUGCUUUUGUUUUUGUGCUAAAUGGUAGUUUAUAUAUCGGUCCACUGUGUAAGUGUCUUUAAAUGCUUUUUAUUUUGAGUUUUGUAUGUCUUGUUAGACUCAGAGGUGCAUGGGCAUGUGCUGUUCAUUAGCUUUGAUGUGUUUAUAUAUAUGACAGUGGGAUCCCAUGGAUGUGUGUGUGUUU
Molecule: messenger RNA, 4309 nt
Organism: Siniperca chuatsi (mandarin fish)
Lineage: Eukaryota; Metazoa; Chordata; Actinopteri; Centrarchiformes; Sinipercidae
Gene: pof1b
Product: POF1B actin binding protein
Exons: 13
Coding region: 303-2003 (566 amino acids)
Biological process (GO): bicellular tight junction assembly; actin filament organization; epithelial cell morphogenesis
Cellular component (GO): actin filament; bicellular tight junction; adherens junction
Molecular function (GO): actin filament binding
Source: RefSeq, a predicted model, not a curated record